Messenger RNA from Solenopsis invicta (red fire ant), 2161 nucleotides. RefSeq names its product mediator of RNA polymerase II transcription subunit 31 (gene MED31). Gene Ontology annotation, molecular function: transcription coregulator activity. Gene Ontology annotation, biological process: regulation of transcription by RNA polymerase II. The record is from RefSeq and is a predicted model, not a curated record. NCBI's taxonomy places the organism in Eukaryota, Metazoa, Arthropoda, Insecta, Hymenoptera, Formicidae. The transcript is spliced from 3 exons. The coding region runs from base 209 to 682 and encodes 157 amino acids. Gene Ontology annotation, cellular component: mediator complex; core mediator complex.
GGCGAGUUGACGAGUUCACCAGAGUUCACUUCAGUUCACUUGUGAGAGUGCUGGAGAGUGCUGUUCAGCACAGAACAUAAGUGAGAUUGGUGGACUUGGUGGAGUUCAUUGAUUCGUAGUGACAAUUCUACUUUGUCCUGAUUUUGUGUUUUCGCAUGUUUGCUAUAAGAACGAUAAGUAUUAAAUAUUCGUCAAAAGUGGCUGUACUAUGAACCGACUGGAUGAUCCGCCGGGGCUCAUGAAAGGCAGAAAACCUUUCAUUGGAAUGAACGGGGCUGCGGAGACAGAUGAUCAACAGCGACUACGGUUUCAGGUUGAAUUAGAAUUUGUACAAUGCCUGGCAAAUCCAAAUUAUUUGAAUUUUUUGGCACAGCGUGGCUACUUCAAAGAUAUGACGUUUAUCAAUUACCUCAAGUACCUAUUAUACUGGAAAGAACCAGAAUAUGCAAAGUAUUUAAAGUACCCCAUGUGCUUGUAUUUCCUGGAUUUAUUGCAGUAUGAGCAUUUUAGAAGAGAAGUUGUGAAUUCUCAAUGUACAAAGUUUAUCGACGAUCAGCAGAUUCUACUGUGGCAACAUUAUACGAGACGUCGAACAAGACUUCUGCAAACGGCUGCUGAACAAACGCAACAUACUAAUUCUCAAAAUAAUGGUAUUGCUCAACCUGGUUCAAAGGUUCCCUAAAGUUGUAAUUUUAUAUUCAUUCUAUUUGUAUAAAAUCUAAAUCUUGUAUAAUUUUUCCAGUAUGAUAGGUUUUUUUUACAGAAGAGCCCAUUGAUUUAGGUUAUUGCUACUUGACUGUGAUAAUUCACAAAACUCUCUGAUUUUCGUCAUUGAAUCAUAUAUUUUGUAUAAAUCUGAAUAAAUUAUUUAUUAAAGAAAUCAAAAAAAGAACAUUUGCAUCAACAGAAUUAAUUUUUUUUCUGUUUGGUCUUAUUGUAAUUGUUAUGACUGAUAUUUAUAGUCGAUUCUUAUAUUUAAGACCAUCUUAAAAAGUCAUCAACCAAUCAGAGAGCCGUAUUAGCAUCUUAAGACAUAACUUAGGACGAUCUUGAAAUAAGAAUAAACUAUGAAUAUGUAUAUCUCGGUCUAUAUGUAUAUCUCGAUAUAAUAGUGUUACAUUCUCGUAAUGUACACUAUGAGAAUCUGCUUUUUAAAUGAUCAUCUGUACAUUGAAUUAAUUGUGCGAAAAAAUGAAUAAACGACAAGUGACAAUUGAUUUCUCUGACAAUGAACUGACAUUCAUUAAAAACCUAGAGAUUUUUAAGAAUUGUGUCGCUUUGUAUGGAUGUAUUGUAACUGCGAUUGUUAUUUCCUUAUAGCAUUAAAGUUGUGUGAGUGAACACUUUGUGUGAGGAUCUUUAGGUGCAACAAUACUUUAAAGUAUAACGAAACAUUCAUAUAUACAUGUUAUGUCUAUCUUAAGCUAUUUUCAAGUUUUUUUACAGCAUCUUGUGUUUCAUUUCUGUCGAAAUGUUUAUAUUUUAUUAUAUUUAACAUUGGCAUGAAAUCAAGGAAAAGAGAUUGUUCUCCCAGAUGAAUGAAUGAGAAAAGAAAUAACAGUGAAUAUUUUGAGUCUAAUUUAUAUCGUGCGAAUGUGUAUACAUUCACAUGUGACGCUAAUAGUUUACAUUAUAUUUCAUGUAUAUUACGAGUGAGAGACGCAAUCGAAUAUCUUGUACGUGAUGAGUGAUUAUACUAUUGUUUCUUAUAACAUACAUACAUACAUACAUACAUAUAUAUAUAUAUAUAUAUAUAUAUAUAUAUAUAUAUAUAUAUAUAAAUCUAAACAUGAACGUUCGCAUCGUUGUCAAACAUAAAAGUAAAUAAGACGGUCAAAAUUAAUGAGCAAAACAGACAAAGGAUGCGAUUUAAAAAUAAAUAAUUACCAUUAUUUUAAUAAAAAAAGACGAGUUUUAAUUAUAAUAAUGAUGGAUCUAUUAUGUAAAUAAUAUACCAUAAAUUAAUUCCGCGACAGAUAAAUUAACUUAUUUGGGUAAAAUGUCAAAAUUAAAUUGUGCGAGCGUUUAUUAUCGGAUGAUGAUCUUAUUGUCAGGGUAAACGAAGCAUGACUAAGGCAGAACGUUUAAACGAGCAUUGUUACUGUGUGUCUUUAACUGUAUUUGAACGAGUCAAGUAAAUAAAAAUAAGAAUUAUGUAGAA